UCCACGACCGACACCCUCAAUUAGUGUUUGUAACAGAAAUGCACCUCGGUCGAUCUUUGAGUCACCUCCUUCGUCUAUAAAUGCUCACUGCCCGCCUCCGUGACAGGAUCAACACCGAAUUCCAAGUCACUGGUUGAGCUCAAAGAUGUCCUCGAAACAGCUCUCGCUUUCUACACUUGCCAUUCAUGGCGAUGACAAGGUGAACGUCGUAACGGAUGUUGCACCGCCGAUGCAUGUGUCGACAACCUACCGCUACCCCCGGAACCCGGACGAACUUGUCCCAGUCUCCGGCGACGAGGUCCCCUCCACGACAGAACCCCAUGUCUACUCCCGCGUAACCCACCCCAACACCACCCGCCUCGAAUCCCUCCUCUCCUCCAUCCUCAAAGGCCAGGUCCUGACUUACUCUUCCGGCCUCGCCGCAUUCUACGCCAUGCUCACAUUCUUCCGUCCACGUGUCGUUGCAAUCUCCGGUGGUUACCACGGGUGUCACGGAAUCCUCCACAUGCACCAAAAACUGUACGGAUUGAAAAUCGUUGAUUUAUUCAGUGUGGGGGAGUGGGAUGAGGCGGGGUUGGGGGAGGGUGAUGUCGUACAUGUUGAGACACCUGUGAAUCCGACGGGGGAGGCGAGGGAUUUGGGGUAUUUUUCGAGUUUGGCAAAGGAGAGGGGUGCGAUAUUGACGGUCGAUGCGACGUUUGCGCCGCCGCCUCUGAUGGAUCCGUUUGCGUUGGGGGUGGAUGUCGUGAUGCACUCCGGCACCAAAUACUUCGGUGGACACAGCGAUAUGCUCUGUGGUAUCCUCGCGGUUCAACGAAAUGAUUGGUGGGAAGGAUUGGGCGUCGAGCGGGUUUAUCUGGGAAGCGUGUUGGGGAGUUUGGAGGGGUGGUUGGGGGUGAGGAGUGUACGGACGUUGGAGUUGAGGGUGAGGCAGCAGAGUUCUAGCGCGACGGCUUUGGUCAAGUGGUUGCACGACUGCCUCACUGACUCCCCAGACGUGCCGGAGGAUGAGAGAGAGUUGAUCCAAGCAACCAUCCACUCCAUCCAGCACACCUCCAUCCAAGCCCUCGACCCCGCCAACAGCUGGCUCAAAACACAAAUGCCAAACGGCCACACACCGGUGUUCGCCAUCCACCUCCGCACACCCACCAUGGCCAAGAAUUUCCCGAGCCGAUUGGAGUUGUUCCAGCAUGCGACGAGUUUGGGGGGUGUGGAGAGUUUGGUUGAGUGGAGACGGAUGAGUGAUGAGGAGGUCGAUGAGAGGUUGGUGAGGGUUAGUGUUGGGAUUGAGGGGUGGGAGGAUUUGAGGGAGGAUUUUAUGGGGGGGUUGAGGGGGGUUAAGGGGAUGUGAAGGAUGGGAAAGGCGAAGCGUGUGCCUCUAGAGAGCUCGAUGAAGUAGCU
Messenger RNA from Saitoella complicata NRRL Y-17804, 1401 nucleotides. RefSeq names its product cystathionine gamma-synthase. Gene Ontology annotation, biological process: transsulfuration. Bases 146 to 1351 code for a protein of 401 amino acids. The transcript is spliced from 2 exons. The record is from RefSeq and is a predicted model, not a curated record. Lineage: Eukaryota; Fungi; Ascomycota; Saitoellomycetes; Saitoellales; Saitoellaceae. Gene Ontology annotation, cellular component: cytoplasm. Gene Ontology annotation, molecular function: carbon-sulfur lyase activity; pyridoxal phosphate binding.